This is a messenger RNA of Malania oleifera, 1169 nucleotides long. RefSeq names its product myb-related protein 315-like. NCBI's taxonomy places the organism in Eukaryota, Viridiplantae, Streptophyta, Magnoliopsida, Santalales, Ximeniaceae. The transcript has 4 exons. The record is from RefSeq and is a predicted model, not a curated record. The coding region runs from base 49 to 858 and encodes 269 amino acids.
ACUGCUGCUGCUGCUGCUGCUGCCUAGGUAGCUUGGAUUUUGAUUAACAUGGGAAGGCAGCCUUGUUGUGAGAAGAUUGGGUUGAAGAAAGGUCCGUGGACGAUCGAGGAAGAUCACAAGCUCGUGAACUUUAUCAUCAACAAUGGUAUCCAUUGCUGGAGAAUGGUUCCCAAGCUUGCAGGUUUGCUGAGAUGUGGAAAGAGCUGCAGAUUAAGAUGGAUUAAUUAUCUGAGGCCAGACCUUAAGAGGGGGGCACUCUCAGAAAUGGAGGAAAACCAGAUUAUCCAACUUCAUGCACGACUCGGUAAUCGGUGGUCUAAGAUCGCUUCGCACUUCCCCGGUCGCACGGACAAUGAGAUUAAAAACCACUGGAAUACUCGAAUCAAGAAAAGGCUAAAGCUCCUUGGAUUAGACCCUGUGACCCACUUGCCCAUUCAGCAAAAUGAUAAGGCUGAUGACAAAAUUGAGACAUUUCCGGAAGAGUCUAAUUCGUCUAAAGAGCAGGAAGAGAGCACGGAGGUGAAGACGAAUGAAGAUACUAACGAUCAAGCCCACGAACUCACAGGAUCCAGCGAGAAACGAAAUGAGGACGUAACCGCUGAGGAUCUUUUGGAUAAUUAUGAAAUGCUGCUUGGAAGCUGGGAUAUGGGUUUGUGGCUGAACCAAGAAAACAACACUCCCAAAGCAUGCAGUCCUUCAUUUUCCCUGGAAAAUUCUCUCAACCCUUCGAGCGGCGAAUCGUCCUCCCUCCAAGAAGACCCUCUCCAACAAUGGGUUGACAGUGUGGACUCUUUGCUCACAUGGGAUGGCUUCAAUCACCUGCAAGAAGAGCUUUUCUUCUUGGAUCAAAACCAAUGAACAUAUUGAUCAUCAUCCUUUCCUGUCCUCUAGUGUCUCUAGGAUGCGUACUUUUUUCUUUGGGCUCAUUUUCAGAACCUCUUGAUUGAUUAAUCAUGCAGUAUGCAUGAUUUAAGCUAGCUUAUUGUGGCCUUAAGAAAAUUCAAGCAUAUAUGUCUCAACAUUUUUAACUUAUAUGUGAAGAAAGUGGCAAACUGUAGUCUGGGAGACAGAAGGUAGCUUGUGAAUGUAUGCAGAGAGCAAAUUUCAAUGAUAGCGAUUGUUCUUCUAAUCAUUCUAUAAUAUCAUAUGUAUAAACUUUCUUACAUGCU